AUGGGUAUUUUCAGUCUUCUAAUCGGUUUUUUUGCUCUCGGACUGAGUGCACCUACUCUCACUCCAAUCAUAGGCUCUACUGUACCCGUGCUUGCAGGAGGAGCCUCAAGUAUGCUUGCCACCGGAGUUAGUGGAGCCAUGCUGAGUAUUAGUCCGAAACCUAUCACUGUUACGAUUACUAAUGUCUAUACACACAGAGACUCGACUUUUACCACAGCGUCUGACCUUGGCUUUUUUAUGUCAAAUAUGGUGGUUCAAAUCGCAAAAUCAUUCACCGAGAGCAAUAACGAGCUGAUGCCCGGUCAUGGCUUCGGAACUGGUGAUAUCCGUGAUAUACUGAAGGGUGGAGCGUGGCUUGACUAUACGGGAUUAGACAAGAACAAAGCUGUUGAUGUAUUUCUUGCGCUCCUAGAGUCGAUGAUGAUCAACGCUCUAUGGCGUUCGCAGCGUGUGUUCAUUAUCGGUGGUGGCGACUGCCAUGACGGCCAGGAUGUCGGCCGUGGUACCAACGACGGCGAUAAUGUUUUCUGUGAUGACGAAAAUCGUGCUUGGUACCUAUACUACUGGCAGCGGGAUCCAAUGGCGAUGGGCAAGAAUAGCAGAUGGAUUUCUCGGCCCUGGGGAUCCGAUCGUAUGGGCAAAUCCCCGAUACUCAAGGCGGACGGCGCCGACGACAAAGAGAAAUUCUGGCCUGAAAUUGAACCAACGGGCGUCAUUAAAUCCUCCCUCAAGUCCUUUAGGGCCGCUGGCUACAACUACGAUGCGUCGACCUUGAGCAAACGCAUGGGCGAGGUAUUCGUUUCCGGCCCUAAUACCUAUACGGAUGGUCUCAGCAUGGAAGGCCUCUGGACCAUCCCUGUGUGUGAUAUCAGCAAGACUGUCAACAAUCCCGACUACAUAUAUUCUAUGAAGGGGGAUAUCCUCCACCCGUACGGGUACAACGAACUUCCACACUGGUGUGGACCAAUUUGUGGAAUGGACAAGAACACGACGAUAGAAUUCUACAAAGCGGCCAACUUCAAAGAUGAUUUUGCUACCCCAUUCCUGCAGGAUUGUUCGAUCUACAGAGGAGAUACACCACAAACCGGUAAUGCGUGGGUCUGGACUACGAACGAAGAAUAUAUCUAUCCGCGUCAGAUUGGAGAUGACCAAAUCUGA
Messenger RNA from Penicillium coprophilum, 1158 nucleotides. RefSeq lists its product as uncharacterized. The transcript is spliced from 3 exons. The record is from RefSeq and is a predicted model, not a curated record. Bases 1 to 1158 code for a protein of 385 amino acids. Lineage: Eukaryota; Fungi; Ascomycota; Eurotiomycetes; Eurotiales; Aspergillaceae.